Messenger RNA from Malassezia japonica, 2244 nucleotides. RefSeq names its product micrococcal nuclease (gene LCL3). Gene Ontology annotation, cellular component: cytoplasm. The coding region runs from base 1 to 2244 and encodes 747 amino acids. The transcript has a single exon. Gene Ontology annotation, molecular function: protein binding. NCBI's taxonomy places the organism in Eukaryota, Fungi, Basidiomycota, Malasseziomycetes, Malasseziales, Malasseziaceae. The record is from RefSeq and is a predicted model, not a curated record.
AUGGCGACGCCGGAGGCGUACUUUGGCGAUCUCGCGCGCUGGGCGCGCCAGCGCGAGGGCGCCUUGGCAGAAAGGAGCAGGGUGAAGCUGCGUGCGUUUCCGAUCGACCUGCACCACCUGUACUAUUUUUUGCUGCGGUGCGAGGGGCUCGGCAUGGCCCCGGGGCCGCUCGAGGUGGACGUGGGGCCCAUGCAGGGGUCCAGCACGGCCCCCGCGCGUGCCCAGGACGACGUGCGCUCCAUGUUUUCGUUCCAGGAUACCAUACACACCGUACAGACGCUCUGGGGGGGACGGCCGGCCGUCGAUCCCGAGCAGCCGUUCCGGUACUUGUACAAGCUCUGCACGCGCCUCGCCGCGCUCGAGCUGUACGCCCAGCCACGCCAGGCGCUGCAGGGGUGCGACGACAUGCCGGGGUCCCACGCGGUGCCGAUGCACGCAUUCAAGGGGCUGGCCUCGCUCGCGCUGAACGACGUCGCGCCGCAGCGCCUCGUGGGGUGGGACAGGCUCUGCCUCCAGCUCGAGGGGCUCCAGUGCGCGAAUCUCGGCGCAGCAGACAUGACCGACGUGUUUGUAGGCCUCGUGCAGCGCGACAGUGCCCAGGACACCGUGCCGCGGCCGCUGCCGGCCGCCGCCUGGCACACGCUGCACUACCUGAACCUGGCCGGGAACGAGCUGACGUUUGUGCCGUCGACGGCGCUGCGUGCACUCCCGGCGCUCGUGCACCUCGACCUGUCGCGCAACCUGCUGAACGCCGUGCCGCCGGCGCUCGAGUACCAGCCGCACCUCUGUGCGCUGAAUCUGUCGGACAAUAUGAUCGAUAGCGUCCUCGGGAUCUACGACGCGCUGCCUGCGAUCCGCUCGCUGAACCUCGCGGCGAACCGCCUGGGAAGCUUGUGCGGCCUCGAGCGCCUCAAGACGCUCGAGCAGGUCGACCUGCGCACGAACCUCGUCGAAGACGUGGGCGAGGUGGGGCGCCUCGCGACGCUGCCCCGCAUCUCGCACGUAUGGAUCGACGGCAACCCUAUCGUGACGUCGGUGCCGGACGUGCGUGUGGCCGUCUUUACGCUCUUUGCGCUCGAGCACAAAGAGAUCAAGAUCGACGACCAAGCAUGUGGCUUUCUCGAGCAGCGCCGCGUCGCGCAGCGCGUCGCGAAGCAGGCUGCGCCGGUGCGCGACACGCCCACGAUCGAGGCACAGAUCGCGCCGGACGUGCGCCGCGUCACGCUCGCCACCGCGCCGCAGGAUGAGGUGCGCCGCCGCCGGCCGCGCCGCACGGACCCGGGCCCGCUUGCGCAGCCCGAGCAGCGCAAGCGCAAGCCGCGCCGCUCCGAGCUGCCGCGCCCGGAUAUUCCGCGCAACGAGUCGCUGAAGCAGCGCAUCGAGCGCCUGCGCGGCGACGCGGGCGACGACUGGCUCCGGGAAUUCGCACGCAACGAGUUUGACGAGCAAAACGAGCGGCGCGACUAUCCCGUGCAUGCGGUCGACGAGGACUCGCCGGCUGCGACCUUGCCGACACCGUUCCGCCUCGCGCUCGAGGCAGUCUCGACGCCGGCCGGCGCGGCGAUCACCACGGUCGGCGUGCUUGUCGGCGGCCGUAUCAUCCGGCGCCGUUUCUUUCAUCGAUACCCCACCGCGGCACACCUCACGCCGAAUGUGCUGCGCACGCGCCGCAUGCUGGUCGGCACGGUAACGAGCGUCGGCGACGCCGACGGCUUCCGGCUGUACCAUACCCCUGGCCUGCCGUUCCUGCGCGACGUCUUUUUCAAGCCGCCGAAAAACAAGACGCAGCUGCGCAACGAGACGAUCUCGGUGCGUAUCGCAGGUGCGGACGCGCCGGAAGCUGCACACUUUGGCCGCGAGGCGCAGCCGUUUGCGGACGAGGCCAAGGAGGAGCUCAAGCGGCUUGUGCUCGGCAAGACCGUCUGGCUCGACAUGGCGCACAUCGAUCAGUACCAGCGCCUUGUCGCGACGCCGUACGUGUGGCGGCCGCCGUACAUCUUUGGGCGGACGAACGUUUCCUUGACCAUGGUCCGCAAAGGGCUCGCGACCGUGUACCGCAACGCGGGCGCGGCAUACGGCCAGGCGACGUGGCUGUCCAAGACGCUCUUUCACGCGACGUCCGGCCGCAAGCGCCUCGAGCGCGCGGAAGAGUAUGCCAAGAUUAUGCGAAUCGGCAUGUGGUCGCUAGGCAAGAAGCUCGAGACGCCGGCCGAGUUUAAGCGGCGCAUGCGCGACGAUACAUAA